Messenger RNA from Durusdinium trenchii, 651 nucleotides. The record is from the annotation of a GenBank genome assembly. Lineage: Eukaryota; Dinophyceae; Suessiales; Symbiodiniaceae.
AUGAAGUUUCAUGCUUUUUGUCGAUUUUUUUCAACCUCUUGCCUUUUUGGCAAGGCUGUCUCGGACGUUAUUUUGGCGCGUUAUGCCUGCAAGACUUUCCAGGAUGAGGAGGUCAGCGAUGAUACAAUUCACAGGUUGCUUCACCUGAGCAGUCGCGCGCCGAGCGCUUUGAACACGCAACCCUAUGUUUGCGUCGUUGUCAAGUCGGAUUCAGGCAAGGAAGCAUUGGCGCAAGCCAUGGAUGGUCCAAACCCCGCGCAUGUGAGAGAGUCAUCCUUCUCACUGGUGUGGGCAGCAGACCCAAAUCCAGAGCUCCCUCCCGAUGCGCCCGAGUUUGCAGCCUCAUUGCUGAAAGAAGUGUCGUUGAAGCAGCAGUCGACGCAUGAAGCUUGGGCGGUGAAGCAAACGAUGAUUGCUGUUGGGUUCUUCCUCAUUGCAGCCACUGCACAUGGGCUCCAUACAAAUCCAAUGGAAGGUUUUAAGUCUCAAGCAGCCGUUCGUGAAGCAGUUGGGCUGCCAGACAAGUAUGACGUACCUGUGGUCGUUGCAGUUGGCUUUGCCAAGGACCCCAGACCAGCAGCCUCAAGCCGCCGACCGCUGAACGAGACGUUCUUCUGCAAUCGGUUUGGCCAGUCGUUCAAAGCCACGUGA